Aspergillus fijiensis CBS 313.89 is the source of this 1014-nucleotide messenger RNA. RefSeq lists its product as uncharacterized. The record is from RefSeq and is a predicted model, not a curated record. NCBI's taxonomy places the organism in Eukaryota, Fungi, Ascomycota, Eurotiomycetes, Eurotiales, Aspergillaceae. Bases 1 to 1014 code for a protein of 337 amino acids. The transcript is spliced from 2 exons.
AUGAACGUCGACCGCGCCACGCUCAUCAACGGAAACCAGUACUUCCAGAACAUGCUGACCAGUCACCGCUGGGCAGAAUCCGACCGCGCGACGAUCACCCUGCACGACGACCACAUCGUCGCCAUGGAGGUCCUACUGCGCAAGCUACACGGGACCCUAGACGCGAUGAGCGUGAAGGAGGUCUCCGUCGCGGACGUGUGGCACCUGGUGCUCGCGUGCGACAAGUACGGCCUCAACCCGAAGGACUUUCUGGCCUGGUUUGCAUCGUGGGCGGAAUACGCCGAGACCCAGAUCAAGACGCUUUACGACGGCGACGAGCUGAAGUACUAUCGACAGAUCCUGUUCCCGAGCUGGGCGACCGACCAUACGACCCUCUUCGCUGAGGCGACCAAGUCCCUGGUCUACGGGAGCGAGGAGCAUAUCGUCGAGCGCAACCCCACGAAGGUCCAUCACAUGCAUCUGCCGCCUCGGAUUCUGCAGCAAAUGAAGGCCGUCCGCGGCCGCCUCCGCAACAUCGCGCACAAGGACCUCUUCAGUUGGAUCGCGACGAUUUUGAGGUCCCCCACCCCCUCCCCGUGCUGCGAACGCACCGUCUUCGAAUUCUUCCGCGAGCUACAGCGCAUCAGCGUCUGGCCCUUCGAAGAGUGCAUGCGGCACAGCAGCAUCGACGAUCUGGUCUUCCGCAUGGAGAGGUUCGACGCGAGCAAGAUGCGCGAAUACACGGAUCCCGGGACCCGGAAGCCGGUGGAUUGUACCCAUUGCGGAUGCAACUGGGAAGCCGCAGUGGCCGGCGCCGCGAAGCGCGUCGAGGGAUACUUCGAUGGGCUGUGUCUGGACUGCAUGGACAACACGAAGAAUCUGGAAAAGGGCGGCGAUCGGGACCGGGAUUACUGGGCGUAUAUGCUGCCCCGGGAUUGGUACGAUGUAGGGUGCCGGAUCAAGCAUGGCGAACCGACCUGGUAUUUUAGUUUCAUGGGGAGGCGGGAGAAGAAGGGGUUGAUUGCGGAUGUUUAG